Polyodon spathula (Mississippi paddlefish) is the source of this 1816-nucleotide messenger RNA. RefSeq names its product osteoclastogenesis associated transmembrane protein 1 (gene ostm1). Gene Ontology annotation, cellular component: cytosol. Bases 33 to 983 code for a protein of 316 amino acids. Lineage: Eukaryota; Metazoa; Chordata; Actinopteri; Acipenseriformes; Polyodontidae. The transcript is spliced from 6 exons. The record is from RefSeq and is a predicted model, not a curated record.
UGAAAAAGAAACAGGAAGUACAAGGAUAGGGUAUGAGUGAAGUGGUGACAUUUCAGUUUUAUGAGAUAAAAAUGUGUGUUUUAUUUAUAUUUGGGUUUGCGAUUUCACUGCUGUUCGUGGAGGUGAGCGAGGGCACUACAUUAGAGAUGAACCUGUCUUUAAAAGGUGCGGAAUGGGUCAGAAAAGACGUGCUGUGGAGUCUAGAAGCAGAUGAUCAGUUUCUGUCGGUGCCCGAGUCUCCUUACUCCCUCGGCCAGUUCUCGCUGGGUUUUCUAGACGAGCUUGAGGUCGGUAACCAGUGCCAGGAGCUCCUUUAUAGUUUUACCAUUAAAUGCGUGUCGCUGGUAGACUGCACCCUCAGACACGCCCGUCCUGUCCGGGUGUGUGAGAAUUGUUACCAAAACUUCAACAACCUCCAGGAAAUAUAUCGCAAUAUUUCCCAGGAAAGCCUGGUGAAUGUGAGCUGCAGAGACACUCUGCUAAGGUCAGACAGGCUGCAGGUCAUUGUCUCUGUUUAUGAGUUUCUAAAUGGGCUCUGGGGCAAAUCUGAAUGUUCAAGGUGUUUAACCAAGGAGGACAGCAUUUCCAAUGAUACAAUCAACUUUAUGAAUGCACUCAAUCAGUCACUAGAUUGCUUUCAGAAGUUUCAACAGUUAGGAAACCUCUCUGAACUGUGUAAACAAUGCAAAGGAAACUACAGCAGGCUCAGUGAGCUGUACAACCAGAUGGAAAAGAACUUCACGCUUUGCAUAGAUAUUGAGGAUGCAAUGAAUAUGACCCGCAGACUGUGGAGCAAGAAUUUCAAUUGUUCGUUCCCCCGGGAAGAGACGGUCCCCGUCAUUGCAGUGUCCAGUUUCAUGCUCUUUCUGCCCAUCAUCUUCUACUUGAGUAGCUUCCUUCACUCCAAACAAAAGAAACGCAAGCUCAUACCCCCUAAACGUGCAAAAUCGAGCAACAAUCUGAUGAACAUUCAAGACAAAUAAAGCUGAGCACUGAUCAAACAAAACUGUGGAAGCAGAAAACAUGGGAGUGAAGAGACGUUUUGUCAGUAUUAUGUGAAGUGACAUGUAACUGCUGCAAAAAUGUUUAAAAAGGACAUAAAUGCUACCAUUUUUGGGGUUUUUUUUGGGUGGAGGGGGGAGGUUAUUGCUUUUAAUUUAUAGCGUUAAAUCCUAUUCACCUUACUUGGCCUCCUGAAGAUGCCCUUUCUUCAUUACAAAUUAUCAAGAAGGUGGGAUACAAAUCCUCAGCAAUUUCAUAACCAGCGGCAAUAGGAUUAUUUAGGCUUUGUUUUCAGAGGGGUCUUACAAACCAGUUUUACAGACGGGAGGGGCGGAGGCUAAAAAAAGAUGAGGUUUUGCAGUAAGAAACUGAGAUUCAAAAAAACGAAUCUUCAUGUUCAUCUCUAACCACUAGGUUAUGCUGUAUAAAAACACAUCACAGCCAGUCAUUUAUAUUUUUAAUAAUGACAGAAACAUGGUGGAAUAUAAAUUGAUUGUGGGGGGAGAAAACAGUAAGGGCUAGAAACCUCUGCUGAUCUGCUUAUCAGUAUCAUACCUGCCAUUCCAAUCGAAUAUAUGGAAGUAAUGUAGGCUUCAAUAAUAGGGCUUUAUACACUUACCCUGUGAUUUAUAUUUUAAUUAUUGGUCUUCUGCCCCUAUAGUGUUGGAUAUUAAAAAAGUACCAAAUAACAAAACAAACAAUAACUGAUAACAUUUGUUGUUUUCUGUGCAGUUUUGUCAAGAAGUAAUUACCAAAAUUUUUUUGUUAUUUUGUACUUUAGAACUACGGUAUGCAUAUUAACCUGGAUUCAUUU